AUGUUUAAUGAAAAAUAUCUUUUAAUUUUUUAUCCAGAACUCGACGUGCUCAAAUAUCUGAUAGAAACUGUGCAUAUCGGAGUUAAUGUUAUUGGUGAUCGGCACCUCACUCCACUCCAUCUUGCUUGUGAAUUUGGACAUCUUGAUGUAGUUAAGUAUCUGAUCGAGAAGAAUGCCAUAACAACAUUACGCAACGCACAGCUUUUGAAUUGUCUCGAAAUUUCUAUUCAAAAGCAGCACGUGGAAAUAGUCAAAUAUCUUUUACAGCGUCCAAACUGGCGAGAAAUGAUGCGCAAUGCACAACCUAUCGAGGCCACCGACGCUUACGAUACACCAAUGCGAAAACUCAUUCGUUACAUGCCCGAUGUAGCUCUUUGGACAGUAGAAGAAAAACUAACACGAAAAGUUGGUGGUGCAGGUCAAAAAGUAUCCAAGGAAAUCUAUGAUUAUGAAUUCUAUGAAGAUAUGAAUGCAGUCAAAGAUUGGUAUGCACAAGGUCUCGCUGUUGGUGAAAUUCCAACCUUAAUGGAGGAAGGUACUCUUUGGCGCGAUAAGAUGCUCUACAAUUUUGUGUCAGACGGUGAAAUCUUACGUCUACAGUUUAUUCGACUCAUGAAAUUCAUAAGUUGCCACUAUUCGGAUCAUAUACGAAUUAUGCGCCCCCGGCCUAUUGACAUGUUAACAUUCGAUGAAAAAGCACAUGGUUACUUAGAAAAAGCAUGGUAUUACACAAACAAACAUUUCUUCGAAGAAAAAAUUCAGGACGAUGUCGAAGUCAAAAUAUCAUCAAAAAAAGAUGCCUCAGAAAACAGUGAAGAGAAAGAAAAUUGA
This is a messenger RNA of Adineta steineri, 831 nucleotides long. The record is from the annotation of a GenBank genome assembly. Lineage: Eukaryota; Metazoa; Rotifera; Eurotatoria; Adinetida; Adinetidae.